This is a messenger RNA of Tripterygium wilfordii, 1594 nucleotides long. Its product is annotated as abhydrolase domain-containing protein C22H12.03. The record is from RefSeq and is a predicted model, not a curated record. The coding region runs from base 255 to 1415 and encodes 386 amino acids. Lineage: Eukaryota; Viridiplantae; Streptophyta; Magnoliopsida; Celastrales; Celastraceae. The transcript is spliced from 13 exons.
CGAAAGAAAUGCAAAGAAGAAACAAAGAGGGACACACCAAAAGAAGGGGGCCAAGGGAGACACCGAUCGCAAGCUUCGCCUCGGUGUCUCCGCCUCCAACUCUUUCUCCGUUUAUAAUCUCUCUUUGAAGACAAAAGCGUGACCUAAUUUUCUUCAACUUUCUGCUUCUUCGGUUCUGCAUUGGUUUAUGCAACGCGUCGACUUGUUGGAAGCUUGUUCGUUCAUGGUGUUUUAGAGGAGGAAGUUGAGAGAUAAUGUCGGCGUUUUCGAAUUUUACAGCGUUGAUUUGCGGUGAAGGUGCUACGGUUGUUAACACUUCGGAGAAGAGGCUCAAGUUCGGAUCAGUUUCCUGCAGGUUCAAUUGGAGGCCUCGCCAGAGUGAUUCAUUUCCGAUCUCUCGGUUGGCGCUUUCUGGAUCGAGGAGGACAGCUCAAGAUAAAAAUGUACGUAUGGCUUUAGUUGAAGAAAGGCUUGGGCGUGUCAGGGAUGUGGAUGCGCCUCCUGGUAUCUUGGCAUUUGAUCUUGUGCAAGGGGAACUCGUUAAAUGGGGUUCUACGAUAGACAAGUCAAUACCGGAUCCACCAACAGCAGUGCUCCUGCAUGGCAUCCUAGGUAGCAGAAAAAAUUGGGGAACUUUUUCUCGGAAAUUGGCACUGGAAUUUCCUGCAUGGCAGUUCCUCUUAGUAGAUUUGCGAUGCCAUGGUGAUUCAGCAUCAAUCUCAAAGAGGGGUCCUCAUACCGUUGCCUCAACUGCUCUUGAUGUUUUAAAGCUGGUUGCACAACUUAGAAUAACACCUCGUGUUCUUGUUGGUCAUAGCUUUGGCGGUAAAGUUGUCUUGAGCAUGGUGGAACAAGCUGCCAAGCCCCUUGCACGGCCUGUCAAGGUCUGGGUUUUAGAUGCUACCACGGGAAAAGUUAGAGCUGGUGGAGAUGGAGAUGACCAUCCAGCAGAAUUGAUAUCCUUCCUCAGGAAAAUGCCAAACGAGGUAUCUUCAAAGCGAGACAUUGUUAAUGCUCUAAUUCAAGAAGGGUUCUCUACGGAUGUGGCUCAGUGGGUCGUAACUAACCUUCGACCAAAUGGCACUCCUGGUUCAUUAUCAUCAAGGUUCUCAUGGGUGUUUGACCUUGAGGGAAUUUCUGAAAUGUAUCACUCCUAUGAGGAAACAAAUUUAUGGAGAUUUGUUGAGAAUUUGCCUCGAGGUGUGCAUGUCAAUUUUUUGAAAGCAGAAAGGAGCUUACACCGUUGGGCUCUUGAAGAUCUCCAGCGAAUUCAUGCGGCUGAGGAACUGGCUGCUGAUGAGGCAGGUGGAGUUGAAAUGCACGUCCUCAAAGAUGCUGGACAUUGGGUACAUGCUGAUAACCCAGAUGGGCUCUUCAAGAUUCUUUCAUCAUCUUUCCAGGGGCUUAAAGCCUAAACAUUGCUUGGGUUCUUGCUUUCAAUUCUACCAUGCCAGUGUACUGGUUAUACGACAACUAAUGUUUUGGUUACAUCUGUAGCUAGUCUUGCUCUUGCAUGAUUCUACCUAUUCGUUUGUAAACUAUAAAAUAGCAUCAACUAUUUUGUUAUAUGAAUUUGGAUUGCAAUGUUCUAAUA